This is a messenger RNA of Miscanthus lutarioriparius, 4272 nucleotides long. The record is from the annotation of a GenBank genome assembly. Lineage: Eukaryota; Viridiplantae; Streptophyta; Magnoliopsida; Poales; Poaceae.
AUGGCGCUCUUCCGCAAGUUCUUCUACCGCAAGCCGCCCGACGGGCUCCUUGAGAUCACCGAACGCGUCUAUGUGUUUGAUUCUUGCUUCACAACUGAUGUCUUCGAUGAUGAUAAGUACCGGGAUUAUAUUCGUGACAUUGUUGCACAACUUCGGAGCCACUUCGCUGAUGCUUCAUUUAUGGUCUUCAACUUUCGGGAUGGAGACAGUCAAAGUUUACUGGCGAAUAUAUUAUCAAGCUAUGAUAUGGUAGUUAUGGACUACCCCAGACAAUACGAGGGAUGCCCACUACUUACAAUAGAAAUGAUUCAUCAUUACUUGAGGUCAGGGGAGAGUUGGCUCUCUUUGGGCCAGCAAAAUGUCUUAAUAAUGCAUUGUGAGCGUGGUGGCUGGGCUGUACUUGCAUUCAUGUUAGCAGGAUUGCUGUUGUACAGAAAGCAGUUUAUUGGUGAGCAGAGGACACUGGAAAUGAUUUACAGGCAAGCUCCUCGUGAGCUGGUUCAGUUGUUGUCACCAUUGAAUCCUAUGCCUUCUCAGAUAAGGUACUUACAUUAUAUAUCUCGGAGGAACGUGAGCUCAGAGUGGCCACCUCAGGACCGGGCCCUUACUUUAGACUGUGUGAUACUAAGAAACAUUCCAGGCUUUAAUGAAGAGGGAGGAUGUAGACCAAUAUUCCGUAUUUAUGGACAAGAUCCUUUACUUGCUACAAGUAACACACCUAAGGUGCUAUUUGCAACACCAAAAAGGAGCAAAUACGUUAGGCUUUACAAGAAGGCAGACUGUGAACUGAUUAAGAUUGACAUCCACUGCCAUAUUCAAGGUGAUGUUGUCCUUGAAUGCAUUAGCCUUGAUGCUGAUCAAGAACGAGAAGAGAUGAUGUUCCGAGUCAUGUUCAAUACAGCCUUUAUCAGAUCUAACAUUCUGAUGUUAAACCGUGAUGAAAUCGAUAUAUUGUGGGAUGCCAAAGAUCGAUUCCCAAAGGAAUUCAGAGCUGAGGUUCUUCUUUCAGAAGUGGACACUGCCAAUCAGUUAGGUCCCAUGGAGGUGGCAGGUAUAGGAGAGAAGGGGGGUUUACCGAUUGAAGCAUUUGCAAAGGUUCAAGAGAUGUUCAGCAAUGUGGACUGGCUAGAUCCGACAGGGGAUGCUGCAGUCCAGCUUUUCCAGCGACUUACUUCGUCAGAAAAUAUUCAGCUGAGGCAAGGAUUCUUGUCUCCAAGUAAGAAAGAAGCAGAAUCAUUAGAGCUUGGUUCAAUCUCUCCAAUCAACAAGCAUUAUGACAAUGUUCAACAAGAACCAAGCAAAGUUGAAGACGCCACAGUCUGUGUGAACAAACUGGAAAGUGUUGGUCGACAGACAUUGAUCUUGUUGGAGCAAGCCACUAAUUCUGAAGUCAAAACUGGAAUUUCUGUUGUCCAAGAAAAUCUAGGCUCUCUAGUUCACAAGGUUGACAGUAACGCCGAACAGUCAAUUUCACUAGAAAAGGCUGUUCCCUCUACCAUGAAAUCUAUUGAACCAGUUCAUAAGGAUCAAAAUGCUAAACUUGAUGAGCAACAUGGUUCAGGUCAACGCUCUUCACGUACUAUAAUUAUGUCACAGCGAUUUCCAAUUUCUAGUUCAUGCUCUGCUCUUUCUGGCUACUCCAGUCCUAGAUCACUUUCAGCUUGUCCAAGAUUUAAUAGCGCGCCUUCAGCCCUUGGAAUUACAGCUCUGUUGGAAGACCAUGCUGGAAGUGCUGAGAAUUGUUGUGGUUCAACUGUAACCUCGACCACAGUAUCAAAUCUUUCUACUGGUGUAAUCCAAAUUACAUCAAAACGACCAUCAGGACAGCAUCCAACAACAGGUACUCCUGUUGUAACAAAGGGUAUGCCACCACCACCCCCUCCACCCUCGCCACUAGAUUUGCUGGUAUCAGAUUCUAUUAUGAUUUCAGAAGCAAAAGACUCAUCUCAACCUACCCUCAACAAUUCAGGCCUUCCAUCUCAUCCAGAGAGACGAUCGGCAUUUCAGUUACUUGGAACUACUACUCUGUCCACACAUCAUCAGAAAUCCUCAACUAGUGUCACAAUUGAAUCGUUGCCAACUUCUGCUCCACCGACGCCCCCACUGCCCCCGCCAUCAUCAUUUUCUAGUUCUUCAAGUAUUUAUCAUAUGCCUCCAUAUUCUCUGUCUGUCACUCCAAUUUCAUUCAGACCUCCAGCACCAGCUGCACCACAAUCACCACCCGUGCCACCCCCGCCUCCACCCGUGCCUAGGCCUUCUCCUGUUAGGGCUCAUGCACCACAACCGCUGACACCUCAACCACCUGCUUCAAGUUCAUCUCUUAAACUGUCAGGGCCACCUCAAUUCCCACCUCCCCCACUGCUACCUGGGUGCUCUCUCAGUAGACCUCCUGCACCACCACCACCUCCACUACUUGCUUCUACUUCAUCUACUGUUACUCCUGCUGCACCACCUUUGCCUCUAUUUGCAUCUACUUCAUCUCCUGUUAGGCCUGCUGCACCCCCUCCACCACCUGCCCCAACAUUAUCACCUAUCAGAGCUUCAGCACCGCCUCCGCCUCCACCACCUGGAACAACCUCCAGUCCACCUCCACCCCCUCCACCAUGCUAUUCAUCAAAACAAUCAUCCAGCCCCAUGGGCAAAUCGAUGCCAUCACCUCCUGUUCCACCACCACCCUCCCAUGGAGCUUCUGGUAACAUUGUACCCCCGCCAGCACCUCCUGGCGGUAAUGCUAAACUGUUUGGUCCACAGGGGCGUGGACCUGCACCUCCUGCAGGUCCAAUGUCAAAGAACUUUCAAUCUGGCCAGGCUGUGUCCAGAAGGUCAAAUUUGAAGCCACUUCAUUGGGUGAAAGUAACAAGAGCAAUGCAUGGUAGUCUGUGGGCGGAGUCACAGAAGCCUGACGAAACUUUAAAAGCCCCUGUGUUCGAUAUGUCAGAACUAGAAAAUCUUUUCUCAGCUGUACUGCCAAGUUCAGAUUCAAGGCGUACAGAAAAGUCAGGCAGUCGUGCAUCAGGGUCGAAACCAGAAAAAAUUCAUCUUAUUGAUCUUCGCCGGGCUAACAAUUGUGGAAUCAUGCUUACCAAAGUCAAAAUGCCACUGCCUGACCUAAUGAGUGCAAUUCUGGCUCUGGAUCAUACUGUCCUGGAUGCUGACCAGGUGGAGAACCUUAUUAAGUUCACCCCAACUAAAGAUGAAAUUGAACUUCUAAAGGGUUACAAAGGAGAUAAGCAAGUUCUUGGAGAAUGUGAGCAGUUCUUUAUGGAGCUUAUGAAAGUACCACGUGUAGAAUCUAAGCUGAGAGUUUUCUCAUUUAAGAUUCAAUUCGGUUCCCAGGUUUCUGACCUUAAGCGGAACCUGAACAUUGUUAAUUCUUCAGCAGAAGAGAUACGAGGUUCAGUCAAGUUGAAAAGGAUUAUGCAGACAAUUCUUUCUCUCGGAAAUGCAUUGAACCAAGGCACUGCCAGAGGUUCUGCUGUUGGUUUCAGGUUGGAUAGCUUGCUCAAACUAAGUGACACCCGUGCUCGUAACAAUAAGAUGACUUUAAUGCACUAUUUAUCCAAGGUGCUUUCUGAGAAACUUCCAGAGCUUCUAGAUUUCCCGAAAGACUUGUCUAGCUUGGAGCUGGCGGCAAAGAUACAAUUGAAGUCUUUAGCAGAGGAAAUGCAGGCUGUAAACAAAGGACUCGAGAAAGUUGAGCAAGAGCUUACUACAUCUGAAAAUGAUGGUCCUGUGUCAGAGAUCUUCCGCAAGACACUGAAGGAUUUCCUCAUUGGUGCGGAAGCUGAAGUUAGAUCUUUGACCUCACUUUAUUCUAAUGUGGGCCGAAAUGCAGAUGCAUUAGCGCUUUAUUUUGGAGAAGAUCCAGCACGAUGUCCAUUUGAGCAAGUAGUUACAACACUCCAAAACUUUGUGAGGUUGUUCACGCGUUCCCAUGAAGAGAACUGUAAGCAACUGGAUCUUGAAAAGAAGAAAGCUCUGAAGGAAGCAGAAGAAAAUUGUAAACAUCUGGACCUUGAAAAGAAGAAAGCCCAGAAGGAAGCAGAAGAAAAUUGUAAACAACUGGACCUUGAAAAGAAGAAAGCCCAGAAGGAAGCAGAAACAGAGAAAAUAAAGAAGAAAUCUGACAGUGAGAAAGCUUGUAAGAAAGAAUUGGAAAAUGAUAAAUCUUCUAAGAAGGAAUCAGCAAAUGAGAAAGCCAAGCUAAACAACACGAUCAAAGAACUAGAUAUAUCACUUCAAUCACCUGCCCAAACUGCCAGUGCCAAAUGA